Linum trigynum is the source of this 3449-nucleotide messenger RNA. Lineage: Eukaryota; Viridiplantae; Streptophyta; Magnoliopsida; Malpighiales; Linaceae. The record is from the annotation of a GenBank genome assembly.
AAACCGAACCCAAAUUGACACCCCUACUUGGGGGUAACAUUUAUUACAUAGUAACCAAUAAUCAACACCACUCCCAUGGUAUUGUAUGGGUCACUUAACCCAAAGAUGUUACAACUAGGGUUCAUUCUUUAUCAUAAACCCUCUCUCAAGUCGAGUUAAGGUUAAGACAGCACAACCACAAAACUUGACUUCUAAAAAUUUAAAAUAAAUAAGAAAAACCCACCAAAUUAUCAUCAUCAUCCCUCACUCACUCACUCACUCACUGACUCUCUGAUCAUCAUCAUCAUCCCUCCAUUCCCAUCCAUCCCAUCUCUAAUCAUCUCUCCUCUCUCUCUCUCUCUCUCUCUCUCUUACUUUCCUUCAAGCUUCAACCUUUCCCAAAGUACUUCCAAAUCUCCAUGGCCAGAUCCUCCACAGUUUCCUUUACCACCCAGAAACCUCUACUUGGUUAGUUUUAGCUUCUGACUUCACGUUGCUUUCUUUAAAUGUUUGAACUAUGGAGGUACUAGCAUCCGUCUCACCGCACCCAGCAGCUCCGACCACCGCCAACAACAGCAACAGCCCGUCUCCCAAAUCCCAAGAGCCCGAAUCCGAGACGCCCACCCGGAUCCAACCACCCAAGCCGCUCUCCUUCACCAACGGAGUCCUCAAACGCCACCACCACCUCCGCCCGCCGCCGCCGCCGCCCACCACCGUCGCCUACAAGGAAUGUCUCAAGAACCACGCUGCUUCUUUGGGCGGCCACGCUUUGGACGGAUGCGGGGAGUUCAUGCCUUCCCCCAACACCACCCACACCGAUCCCACUUCAUUGAAAUGCGCCGCCUGCGGCUGCCACCGCAAUUUCCACCGCCGCGAACCGGAAGACAACCCCAACACCCAUAAUCCUCUGGCUCUGCCGCCGCCGCUCGCCGCCAUCGAGUACCAUCCCCACCACCGCCACCACCCUCCGCCGCCAGCACCGCUUUCGGCGGCGCCCCCUCGUAGCCCGAAUUCCGCCUCCCCGCCUCCGAUCUCGUCCUCCUACCCUUCCGCCCCCCACAUGCUGCUGGCUCUGUCCGGGUCGGGACCCGGCGAAAACCCGAACCCGAAUCUCGCAACCGUUUCCCCACACCACCACGGCUCGUCGUCGUCGAGGAAGCGGUUCAGAUCCAGGUUCACCCAGCACCAGAAGGAGCGGAUGCACGAGUUCGCGGAGCGGGUCGGGUGGAAGAUGCAGAAGAGCCACGAGGAUUUGGUGCUGGAAUUCUGCAACGAGGUCAAGGUAGACAAAGGGGUUCUUAAAGUCUGGAUGCAUAACAACAAGAACACCUUCGCCAAAACCCGGGUCAGUGGUAGUAGUAAUACUAAUAAUAGCCUCGACCACCACCACAGCGUCGCCGGCGCUGGUGUCAGCAAUAACGGGGAUGAGUCGAAUCACGGCAACAACAACCACUACCACCACCGUCUGUUUGAGAGUGAUAAUGUCGGCGGCGCUAAUGGGUCAUCUUCAUCAUCUUGAAAUCUUGAUCUCUCCCCCCCUCUUCCGUCCGUCCAUCCAAAUCGAUGAUUUGGCCGGUAAUUAAUAAGUACUUAUGAGUAGGUAGUAGUUUAGAGAGCAGCAAAGCAAUUAAGGUUUUUCCAUGAUCAGUUCUCUUCUCUGUCUCUUCCUCCCUUUCCAUUAAUUUCCUGAUUUUGUAUUCUAAUUAGAGCUUCUUUUUGCGCUUAAUUAAUGAUGAUUACUGUUGUGGUUUGACAUGAUUAGAAAAGUAAGAAUCUUCAGCUUAAUCUUAAUCUUAAUCAACCCGUGUGUUUCUGCUCUUUGCAUGUAGAUCUGUGUCGACUGUUCUUGACUUAACUCGUCUUGAAACCAAAUCUGAAAAAAUGGGUGUAUGCUUGAUUUUCACUCUCUGUGUCAUGAUUCCUUGUUGAUGGGAUUCCUUGUCAUGAUUCCCCUUAUCUUCUUCUUCUUCGUGUCCGGGUGAAUGCAGCAAAAAGGUGGAGUGUUGGGUUGGGGUGGACCGUUACAUAAUACUCCUAUUAUAUUAUUCUAACAUAUCUAGGAUUUGGUGGUGUCAUUAUAAUAUAAGAUUGAUUUCUUUAUAUGUACUUCUUUGUUUUUGGAUGGAUUACUUUUAUGUUAAGACAAUAAUAGAAAGAAGAGGAUCUUACUCUGAUUAUUUAAUUAGGGAAUGGAAUGGAAUGGAUGAUGGGCCUUUUUGGGGGAUUUGGUAUUUAUAUUAGGGGGGUGUUUAUCGGUGUCUUAUUAGUUUAUUGAUUAGCCAAAUAGGGGUUUGGUCACUUGUUGGGGGUACAAACCCAAUUAUUAGAUGUGGGUUCUGAUUUGAGGCUGGAAGUUAUAAUAUAGAAAUGAAGAUCUACAUAUGUAUGUGGUCAAUAUCUCAUCUGGGAUUAUGUUUAUUAUCUUGAAGAAUCAAAUUGAUUUCUUUCUUUGUUCUUGCCCACAAUGUGGCCAUGCUUUAUUUAUAUUCUUGUGGAAUAUAUAAAUUGAGUAGAGAUGCUUAAAAGGGGAAUUCUUUCAAGUCCUUUGGACCAUUAAGAUAAACAAACCACCACUUUAGUGGAUUAUGAGUUGCAACAUCCAAUUAAGAGGAACCUUAAUCUUGGGUCAAACAAGAACCCUUUUGAUCUCGAUCAUACUUAUUAACCCACUCUCAUCUUGUUUGCCUUUUUAUGUAAGGUGUAACACUUGUAGACAAUCAUUUGUCAAAGGAAUUAAGCAUAAUCUUAUCUCAUAUCCUACUUGAAGGGGAAGCAGAUAGCGGGCUUGUUGCACUAAUGAACCUAGGCGUUAUGAGGGAAGCAUCAAGCAAGCAAGGUACAAUCAUGCAACUAAAUUUGGGGAAGUAUCAAGAAUGCGAUCCAAUUAUGCCAUGGAGAAGAUUGAGCUUGAGCGAGCAAGCUAUUUAGCUCUUUUUUUUAGAUAAAGCUGAUAUAGUUUUACUUUUUAUGUUUUGUACUAUUAAACGGAUUUGAACUUGAGACUUCCAGAUUCAAAACUAGUGGUAUUACCACUAAGCUAAAUCCUUGAUUUUGAUGAGGUUGAAAGAGUUCUUUUUUCACUGCUCAUCUAGAAAAAUUACAAUUAGUCUAUCGAUUGGAAGGGUUUGCAACUUUACAUGUUGACUGGGUGGGACUUGGAAGUCUUGAACACACCAUAUCUGGGCCGCACUAUCGUCAAGGCAUCGUUGAGUUACAUGUUUGUUGGUGUAUAUGAGUAUUUAGCAUUAUUAGCAUGACAAAUAACAUAGUUUCUCGUAGGGUUAACGAUGUAAGUGGUCCCUUUGCUAUGUUAAUUUUCUCUACAUAGUUCUUCCACUUGGAGAACUGUCCGUCGGUGUUGGAAUUGAAAUCAUGUCUAUAUGGAUUUGGUUGAACUCGAAUUUUCACCAUUGUUCUAAUUCUUCGUCUCAUUUACAGUCCCGACACUUUAAAAAAUAGAUACUCAUAUG